UCCUACAUGCAAUGUCCAAUAUUCAUGAAAAUGUAUAUUGAUGUCAGUUGCCCUCUGGUUGCAACCCACACUGAGUGAAAAAAUGUAAAUUCUGGAUAUAUUCAAUUGUUUAACAUUUUUCAUUUCAAAAUUUGGACACUUCUAUAAUAUGCAUCUUGGCACACAGCAUUACCUGCUCCUCUCUGACCUAGCUCAAGUGUAACAUUGCAUCAGAAAGGCUGAUGUGCUGCAGCAGUAAGGUCUAGUACACCUGCUGAAGGACACAUAUAAGUACUGCUUAAACAAAGCAGUCUGCCAUGUCUUGUUUGAAAUGUACUUGCUGCUCUUCUCUCCAUCCAAUGGAAUGAGCAAUCCAUCUGUGUUUACAAAACACUUCACACCAAAUACUUACUAUAUGGCUUCAGAUAAAGGAAAAUUCCUCACAGUAAUACAACUACAUAUCUGUAGGAUGUUCUUCUAAUGCACUCCACUCUAAAUGAGUUUUUAAAAGUGUAAGUUCACAGACAGGCCACAACGGGCUGGCCUUCAACUGGAUGUCAAACAAUCCAUUUUGCAGCUCUUAAUCUGACACGUCUUUGUUAGGAUUCUGGAUGUGAGAAGCAGACCUUGUACCUGGACAAGAGUGCAUUUCUUGUCGAAAGAGCCGAUUUAUUCAGCUUAAAAUGAAUUGCUCACAGAGGAACACUUAGAAAUGUGCCUUCAGUUCAUGCAUUGCUCUUAGGAGAGAACAUAAAAGCAUCCAGUUUGAGAUGAAUUACUGAAGUCAAGUUUAAUAAAAAUCUGUUUAUUCAGACCCUACAAUCAUUCAGCCGUGAAUCUCAUUUUAAGAAAACAAACAGCGGUGCAGUAAGGCAGCCAGAAAGGAGAGUUUCUAUCUGCUGGCUUUGCUGAAAACAACAGCAACAAGGAGAGACAGUAACAGGCAAGACUGCAGAAUAAAAAACUCUUGGAUUUAUUAUUUGUUUGACCCCAAAUGAAAUUUCAUUAUGAAACAUGCAAAACAAGAGCAUCACCCAAUCUCACAUCUUUAUUUUCCCACUGAAGUAAGACAUGAAAUAAAAUGCAUGUGGAGAGUAAAGACUCCAACAAAUAAAACAUGCAGUCGGUGGCUCAUAACUGAGCUCUCAGUCUGGAUGCUUUUACCAAAGGCUCACUAACUUCCCAGGAGUCCAUACAGCUGUAUCCUUGAUAGCUAAGUCCAUAUACAGUCCCUGCAUGAGCCAUAGUGUUCUGUAAUUAUUGCACCAUCAGCUCAGUCUUAAGGCUGCAUCAAGAGCAGUACAGUAUGUGUGCUGACGUACUGAUUUUCACCAAGUAUUUGAGAAAACAGUUGACAUUGAGGUAUAUCAGUUUUAUUAUUAAAAAGAAACACUUCUCUCUGUCAGUGAAAACAACGGCAAAACACCUCACAUCUGAAGUACAUGAGCCAUGAUAAUAUGUUCAAUAUUUAAAACCAUACAUGAUGCUAGCAGCACCACUGCUCACAAAACUGGCACUACAUUGCCACCCACUGGUAAAGAUGUGAAAAUGAAAUGGCUCCCACAAUGCUAAGGUUGAAACAAAGUUUUCAUGGAGUAAUUACACCUCCAAACAUUGAAAUUAUGAGAAAAUAUAAACAGGAAAUAACUGGUUCAUCUUAAUAACAUAACAGGUAAGCAUUACAAGACUAUAGGGAACAAUUUGAGGAUGAUGAUGAGGUAGAGUUUAUGUGAUUAUAAUUAUUGAAAACAUACAUAGAUUUCCAGAUUGCAGGCAGUUAUUUUUGAAGAGCUCCUGCUGCAGGCUAAUUUAAACAGAUGAGUCAUGUUAUUUCAUCAGCUCAACCAGCUGCCUGUUUAAUUAACUUCUCUUAGUGAGGAGCUUGUUUAUAAAAGCUGCAACUUUGUUGACAGCAUCAUUGGCAAACUCUUAGCUUGUUGUCAUGCAGCCAAAAGCUUAGAGUGAUGUUAAAGGCGUGUUAGUUUGGCAGAAAUUAGUCACUACCCACUUCCCUGCCUGCACUCAGCUGAUGUUAUGAUUUCAAUUUGUUGCACUAUGUUGGAAUUAAUUGUUUGUUUGUUUGUUUUUUAUUGCUCACUAUACCCACUACCACCUCUACCUUCACUCACACCCUCAACUGCAUCACCCACAUGUCUCCUCUCCCCUCCCCUCACUCAUUCACCCAGACUCGGACAGCCUCUCCAGCCCCACCCGCCUCAGCCUCAGCCUGUCAGAUGGCUCUGAGGACCAGCUGGACCGCCUGCAGCAGGUGGAGCUGGCCAGGACCACACCCAUGUCCCAGUGGAGGGCGGGCACUGUGCAGGCCUGGCUUGAAGUUGUCAUGGCAAUGCCCAUGUACAUCCGCGCCUGCUCGGAAAAUGUCAAGAGUGGCAAGGUUUUACUGGGGUUGACGGAUGAGGACCUGGAGCUGGGUUUAGGUGUCAGCAGUUUAAUGCAUCGCCGUAAACUCCGCCUUGCCAUCGAGGAUUACAGAGAUGCUGAGAAUGGCAGAGGGUUGUCCAAGGCUGCAGAUAUGGAUCACCAUUGGGUGGCUAAAGCCUGGCUAAGUGACGUGGGCUUGCCUCAGUACUCUCAAGCUUUUCACACACACCUGAUUGACGGCCGCAUGCUGAACUCUCUGACACGUCGCGACCUUGAACGCCACCUCAAUGUCACCAAAAAGUUCCACCAGGUCAGCUUGCUACUGGGCAUCGAACUGCUACACUUGCUCAGUUUCGACAAGGAGGCACUCCAGGCUCGCCGGGUACAAUGUGAGCACCAGAACAUAGAUCCACUGGUAUGGACCUCUCAUCGAGUCAUCAAAUGGAUCAGAGAUAUUGACCUCAAGGAGUUUGCUGAAAGCCUCUUAAACAGUGGAGUUCAUGGUGCUGUCAUGGUGCUUGACCCGACUUUUAACACUGACGCCAUGGCGACAGUGCUGGGGAUCCCCAACAACAAACACAUGGUUCGCAGACACCUUGUGGAGGAGAUGAAAACCCUGAUUUGCUCAGCCAGGACAGAUGCCAAACAGGACUAUGAACGUCUAGGCCAGGGAACACCACCAACCCUGCUUCGGCAGAACUCCCUGGGCAGGCCGCCCAGCUCAACCAGCCGGCACACUGAUGAUGAAGGCUCACUGAGAAGAAGGGCUGUCAAGCCUCCAACAGGCUUCAGCCCCAAAGCUCGCAGCGGGCGGGACUUGAGUUGCCAUAGCAGCUACGGCUCCCUGCCACGGGAAGGUCGAGACCAUACUCCGCCCAGAGCAGAGGGAAGCCCUAUCCGCGGUUACACCAGCAUCGAGGUCACCAACGUGUGAGGUCAUCAGAGUGCGAUGAACACCAGACAUCAGUGUCAUCACAGCCACAAUUUACAUCACAGACGAUUUGUCUUCUAUGUGUACCUGAACAUGAGAUCGUUAUUUUUUUUCUCAAGAUGAGCCUUUACAGGAAAGAUUGCACUUUUUAAAGGGACGGGUUUCUUUUUUUCUUUUUUCUUUUUUCUUUUUUCUUCUACAAGUUUCCUGGUUUGAGGAAAACCCUGUCAGAGUCAUUGUGUGCCAGUGGUGUUCCGAUUGUUUUGAGGGCGGCUGUUUCUAUUCCCCAACGCCAGAAUCAAGAGAUGGAGGACUGAAGCUAAAUGAUUAUUUUUCUAUUUCUUUGUGUGAAUGGUUCUUUGUGAACCAGGCAGGAUGUGACUUGGCAGUUUGUUUUUGUUGACUCGUGUUUCUCUGAAGGAAAUGAGAUUUUAAAAAUGGCUACUUUGUAGUAUAACAGGGUACUUGAUGACAAAACGAGGAAAAAAGUUUCUUAUCAGUGUAAAUUGUUCUUGCUUGAUUCAGUUCUUUAAAUUUUCUGCUGUUUGUGAUGCCUUGCCGAUGUAGCUGAGGACAAUGAACAAAACAAAAGAAGACCUGAAUUGAGUUUUAAAAUCUUGAGUAUAUGUUUGAUAGUCAUUUUUCAUCUUGCACAUUUACACUGUUGUGUCCAAACAAAUGUAGCACCCCCUUCUGAUGUUUUAUACUGUGCAGUGAAUAUGGAAAAUUAUUUGGGCAAUGCCAACAAAAGAUGACUGCAGAGCUGUACGUCCAUGGAGGCCUAUGGGCUAAAAGGUGUGAGGAUGCAAAUAUGUGAAAAGGUAAGACUGUUCCUUUGAAUGAAAUAAAAGAAAUAAAUUAAAAUAUCAUGAUUGCACUGUUGCACACAUCUUCAGCAGGAAGUCCAACAUAGACACGGGUGGAUUGUGGAUGUAACCUCUUAAACUGUGGUAUCUCUGAAGAAAAUGGUGAUGAAAAGAAGCACAACACUGAAAAGCAGCAUAUCAAAAUAAUAAUGUUUCAAGUUCCACAAGUAAAUAUUGUUUUCAUAUUAACAAUGAAUAAAAUGAUUACAUGUAAUGUGAAUGUAUUGUUUGGUUGCACAAUUACAAACCCACAGAGAAUUAUCAUUC
This is a messenger RNA of Scomber scombrus (Atlantic mackerel), 4425 nucleotides long. Its product is annotated as kazrin-A-like. The transcript has 7 exons. Bases 2273 to 3295 code for a protein of 340 amino acids. NCBI's taxonomy places the organism in Eukaryota, Metazoa, Chordata, Actinopteri, Scombriformes, Scombridae. Gene Ontology annotation, molecular function: protein binding. The record is from RefSeq and is a predicted model, not a curated record.